This is a messenger RNA of Anguilla anguilla (European eel), 2224 nucleotides long. RefSeq names its product sirtuin 5 (gene sirt5). The transcript has 9 exons. The coding region runs from base 335 to 1261 and encodes 308 amino acids. Gene Ontology annotation, molecular function: NAD+ binding; protein-malonyllysine demalonylase activity; protein-succinyllysine desuccinylase activity. The record is from RefSeq and is a predicted model, not a curated record. NCBI's taxonomy places the organism in Eukaryota, Metazoa, Chordata, Actinopteri, Anguilliformes, Anguillidae.
AAAAUACAGACAGCUUGCUAAUGCUACUAGACUGGUUAUUCGGUUUGCUCAAUUGUCUGGUUAACUGUUAGCCAGCCUCGCUCUUUUGCUGAAUGUUUGUGGGUAUCUUAGCACAUAGCUAUGAUCGCUUGUAAUGUAGCAAACUAGCCAUCGCGUCCGCAGGGUUGUGCACGUAAAUUGUGUGCUUAGGAAAGGAGAAGCUAGCAGUCAAAUAGGUACUGUUGCUGUAACUAGCCACAGGCUAGCCAGCUGCAAGUCUGGACUAGACCUAGUCAAACUUGGCUAGCCUAGCUAAGUUUGGUCAACCCUUUGAAGGGCUGUGAAAUCUUAAUCAAUGAUCCUUCGACAGCUGGUGUCAAGGGGGCUGGUACCUCAACUGCGUGGCGGAAUAAGUAGCGUCUCUAGCAGAAAGAAGCUGUUAGUUGAGAUGGCACGACCUAGCUCAGACCUGGCGGAAUUUCGGAAGGUCUUUUCCAAAGCCAAGCACGUGGUGAUCCUGACGGGGGCGGGGGUGAGCGCGGAGAGCGGGGUGCCCACGUUCCGGGGUGCGGGCGGGUACUGGAGGACAUGGCAGGCGCAGGACCUAGCCACGCCCGUGGCCUUCUCGCGGAACCCGUCGCGCGUGUGGGAGUUCUACCACUACCGGCGCGAGGUGAUGCUGACCAAGAGCCCGAACGCGGCGCACCUGGCCAUCGCCGAGUGCGAGGCGCGGCUGAGCCGGCAGGGCCGGGCGGUGACGGUGAUCACGCAGAACAUCGACGAGCUGCACCGCCGCGCCGGGUCCCGGCACGUCAUGGAGAUCCACGGAAGCCUCUUCAAGACCCGGUGUACCAGCUGUGGGAAUGUAGCCGCCAAUCACAACAGUCCGAUAUGUCCUGCUUUGGAAGGCAAAGGAGCCCCGGACCCAGACACCAGUGAUGCCCAGAUCCCCGUGGAGGACCUGCCGAGGUGUGAGGAGAGUGGCUGUAACGGACUGCUCAGGCCCAACGUGGUUUGGUUCGGGGAGACCCUGGACGCCGACAUCCUGACGCAGGUGGAGAGGGAGCUGGAGACCUGUGACCUCUGCUUGGUGGUUGGCACCUCCUCCAUCGUGUACCCGGCGGCCAUAUUUGCCCCCCAGGUUGCGGCCAGAGGGGUCCCGGUGGCAGAGUUCAACAUGGAGGACACCCCCGCCACCAUGCGCUUCAGGUUCCAUUUCCAGGGCCCCUGCGGCACCACCCUGCCCCCCGCCCUGGCACGCCACGAGACGGAGAUCAUCUGAAGGAAGCUGCCCCCCCCCCCCCAAACGGAGAGCACUUGGUACAUCCCAACUGCCACAGGCUAGCUGGAGAAGCCCUCUGGUCCACUUCCAAAAAUGGAUUUGAAGCCCUGUGUCACCUCUGUGUUUUUACUGUGUAAUUCUUCUGGGAGUUUGGAUGGGGAAAGGGGGGGAGGGGUGGCGUGGGGAUUUUGUUACAGAUGCUACUGCAGACCCCCCCCCCCUCCCCCCGUACAUCCCUGGGUUUGUGAAUGGAAGCGUUUUGUGUGUGACUGGCUUUGACACUUCACUAAUAGGUGUGACUGCGCAGCAGGAAACCAAUGGGGGUGCUGGGGGCCGUUUUGGAGAGGUGGGGGGGGGUGGGGGUGUGUAGUUGCAAUGGGGAUAAACACAUUUAAAUAUUAGGGAUGAUUUUAUGUUUGUCUGCACUGUAGUCGGAAAUGAAGUAAUUUCUUCUAGAAGUUUUUUCUCUCCCCCCCCCCUUCAGGACAUUGACCGGCACAUCGUUUAGGGGCAAUUGGCACGAAAUCUUCUCGGAGUGAAGGAUUGUAAAGGUUGCAAGUGCAUUCGAGAACACUAGUUUUACCGAUUGAGUGGGUUUAUAACGCGGGGAAGUCUUAGCGCUUUGGGUCGGGUGUCGUCACCACGGUAACCGGAUGACAGAAUGCUUGUGAGCGUUGUCGCUGCGGAGAACGCUUUGCUUCCUGUAACGAGGCCGGUGGUGCGUGCAGGCUUUACCUCCACAUGGGGGGUCUCCACGUCUGGAGGAACAGGACCCCCCCCCCCCCCCCCCCCCCCCACCCCAGCACUUGUGCAGAGCAUUUCACUGAAUCGCGGCGUCUUCACCUCUCUGUCUCAACAUCCAUGCUGCUCAGAUGCUUUUGGUUUUUUUUUUUGUUGUUUUGGGUUGUAAUCCUAUGCAACUGUUAUUUACUUGACGAUAAAAAAGGCAAUUUCUCCAACUUC